CGAGAAGCCUCAUUAAUUCGGCGCAGCUGUAGUCGUGACGUCACUCAGACCGUCUGCGCCUACGCAGCCGCUACGGACCGUCACGACAGCCGGACACAACUUGUUAGGUUUCCGGACGCAGUACGGAGGAUUAACACGGUAACAGCUCUUCUGUCGCCGCCAUGAGGCCGUGACCCGGGGUCGGCCCGGCCGUGACAUGGUUCCAGCUCGGCACAGAGGAAGGAGCGAGGGCAGAGACUGAGGAGGAAGAAUGGGCCGCGGCGUCUGGGGCUGCUGGCAAGGUGUUGGCUCAGCGGCGUUGCUCUACGGAUCCUUGGCCUUGUUCACCUCCAUCCUGCACAACGUGUUCCUGCUUUACUACGUGGAGACGUUUGUGUCUGUUUACAAGAUUGACAAAGUCUCCUUCUGGGUGGGAGAGACAGUUUUCCUCAUAUGGAACAGCCUGAACGACCCUCUGUUUGGUUGGCUGAGUGACCGCACCUUCCUCAGCUCCCCUCAGACGGGCUCUCCGGUCACGUCUCCAGAGGUGGUGCUGAAGAGACUGAAGGCGCUCUCCACCAAUGGCCCGCUCUUCGCCCUUUCGUUCCUGGCCUUCUGGGUGGCGUGGGCCCGGCCGGGUCUGCAGUUCCUGCUGUGCCUGUGCCUGUACGACGGCUUCCUCACCAUGGUGGACCUCCACCACAGCGCCCUGCUGGCAGACCUGGCCGUGUCGGCCGCCGAUCGCACGCGCCUCAACUUUCACUGCUCGGUGUUCAGCGCGCUGGGCUCGGUUUCUGUUUUUUUGUCCUACUGUUUCUGGGACAAAGAGGACUUCUACUCGUUUCGUCUUUUCUGUGUGACACUGGCAGCUUUUUCUAUCUUGGGAUUUUAUGUAGUGUCCAGGUUGUUGCAGAGUCAUUUUCAAAAAGACAUUUGUCCAAGGCAGGAUGAGGAGCAGAUGCUGAAAGAGCUGAGUGUUGGCCAGGCUCCACAUACACAUCCAGAAAAGCCUGUCACUAUUGGCCAGUAUCUCAAGCAGCUCUCUAGACAAAGAAACUUCAUGUGGUUUGUGUCAAUGAACCUUGUCCAGGUGUUUCACUGCCACUUCAACAACAACUUCUUCCCUCUGUUCCUGGAGCAUCUCUUGUCUGAUAAUAUCUCUGCCUCUACAGGUUCAGUCUUACUUGGGAUCUCUUACAUUGCCCCCCACGUGAACAACUUGUAUUUCCUGACGCUGUGCCAGCGUCACGGCGUUUACCAGGUUAUCCGCUGGCUAUUUCUGCUCAAACUGGGACUUAGUGUAGCUAUGCUGCUGGCAGGGGCUGACCACAUUUAUCUGCUGUGCAUCUUCAUUGCUAGUAACCGGGUGUUUACAGAGGGGACGUGCAAACUGCUGAAGCUGGUCAUUACGGACCUGGUGGAUGAGGACUUUGUGGUGAACCGGCGGCAGCAGGCUGCGUCUGCGCUUCUCUUCGGGAUGGUGGCCUUGUUGACCAAACCAGGCCAGACGUUUGCUCCGCUCAUCGGCACCUGGCUGCUGUGUGUGUACACAGGUUAUGACAUCUUUGAGAGGGAUCCUGUGAAGGACUCUGUGGUGCCUGUGCCUGAUGUCUCCUCCGGCUCAGGGACUCAGCCUCUGCGUCUGGGCUGCUUCCACAUGUUGGUAUUCGUGCCUAUCACCUGUGCCCUGCUGCAGCUGGCCGCUUGGUCCCGCUUCACGCUUCACGGUCGCAAGCUGCAAGGGAUCAAGAACCUACGACAAGGGGCCCAGCAUGGCCACCUUAUCGACAUCAAGGCCAUAUGAGCUGAAUCCUGAGGGGUAUCGCUGCACAUGGACACUUUAAAACUGAACCCAUACACCUUUGAUAGAACUAGCACAGAUAUUAAUGGAUUAUGCAGCUCAGCCCUAUGUGCAGAGUGUAACUACUAAAUAAAAUGUGGUGUUGUGGGUAAAUAAUAGUUUUAAAAUACGAUUUGCCUUAUUUUUUAUAACAAAAUACUGGAAUUCAUUUAUAUUUUAAACAGACCAAAAUAUGAAGUACAUCCUGUUGUGAUGGACCAAAGUGACAUGUUUUUAUGUUGGAGUCCAAAGAUCUGGAAAUCAAUGACUGCCCUGUCAGAGUCAGCAAGAUCAGGUGAGGAGUGGAGCACAGCGCUACGGCUGGGAUUCCUCAUGUUAUUAGCACAUAGGAAACUUUAAAAGCAUCAAUGUGUUCAGAGGAUUAUUGCCACUGCAUGGAUCAGAGUGGUCGUUUUACAGGUGAAUUACAUUUACACAGAACAACCUGCCAGAUUGUUGUUACAUUGUAUUUUCUUACGUGUCCGGUUUGGAUGUUUAUUGCACAAAACUGCCAUUUGUGUGUUGUACUGUAACGACUGUAACAUCCCUUUUGUACAAAAGUGAUAAACUGUAGAAUUUGUAAUUUAUGCAGGUGAAAAUAUUCAAGUUCACUUCUGUCAUUUUGCAAAUAUAAAUACAAUAUACAAAAAAAGGAACUUGCGGCGUUGCCAAUAAACUUCAUGUGUGUUCAAAGUGA
Molecule: messenger RNA, 2516 nt
Organism: Betta splendens (Siamese fighting fish)
Lineage: Eukaryota; Metazoa; Chordata; Actinopteri; Anabantiformes; Osphronemidae
Gene: slc68a1a
Product: major facilitator superfamily domain containing 13A
Exons: 9
Coding region: 251-1783 (510 amino acids)
Source: RefSeq, a predicted model, not a curated record